AUGUCGUGCCCGUGGUGGGACAACGACGACGACGGGUCGCCUGAGCACCGUGUCCGUGUGAGCAACCUCCCCUGGCGCGCCGACGAGCGCUCACUCAAGGACGCCUUCGCCGACUACGACCCGAUCUACGCCGACAUCGUCACCGACCGGGAGACUGGCAGAUCCCGCGGCUUCGGCUUUGUCGCCUUCAAGGACAGCAAGUCGAUGAACGACGCCAUCGAGGGCAUGAAUGGGCAGGAUCUGGGCGUCCGCACCAUCACCGUCAGCGAGGCCAACCAACGCACCCGCCGCCAGAGGAGAUGA
Molecule: messenger RNA, 303 nt
Organism: Lolium rigidum
Lineage: Eukaryota; Viridiplantae; Streptophyta; Magnoliopsida; Poales; Poaceae
Product: glycine-rich RNA-binding protein 7-like
Exons: 2
Coding region: 1-303 (100 amino acids)
Molecular function (GO): RNA binding
Source: RefSeq, a predicted model, not a curated record